Messenger RNA from Macrosiphum euphorbiae (potato aphid), 1497 nucleotides. The record is from the annotation of a GenBank genome assembly. NCBI's taxonomy places the organism in Eukaryota, Metazoa, Arthropoda, Insecta, Hemiptera, Aphididae.
AUGGUUGACAAUAUUGAUAAUGAUUUAACUGUUCCAAUUACUGAUAAUAGAAGGCAAAAUAUGAAUGAAGUACCAAUAGAAAAUGUUGAAAGUAAUUAUAAAAAUAUAGCUGUGGAAUGGGGUUUUGAUGACACCAUAGACGAAAUUCAACAUGAAAAUUUUAUACAAAAUCGUGAUAAUAAUGAACCUUUUUUGACAAAUAGAGAAGUAGAAAGACGUUCAAUUGAAAGUAUAGCACCUGUUAUAUUUGAAUGGGAAAGAGUAAAUCCUGAACCCCAACCUUACGUAUUUACGUCAAUGUCAGGUGUCUCAGAUGAAGUACUUGGUAAAUCAGCUGAAAUAGAGUUUUUUAGUAUUUUUUUUCCAGAUAGUUUAAUUAAAUUAAUUAAAAAAGAAACUAAUAGGUAUGCAUACUCAAUUAUUCGAUCUCUUCGACGAAAAAAUAUGCUGAAACAAAAUUCUAUUUGGCAUAAAUGGAAACCGGUAAAUAUUUCCGAAAUGUAUAGUUUUUUUUCAAUUAUUCUUCAUAAUAUGUCUAUAAUACCAAAACCACAUAUCAAAGACUUUUGGUCGAAUAAUGCAUUUAUUCAUAGCACAUUUGCAUCAAAGCUAAUGACUAGAGAUCGUUUCUCAUCGAUUUUUUCAAUGUUGCAUUUAAAUAAUAAUGCAAAUUAUAUUUCAAGAGGUAAAGAAAAUCAUGAUAGUUUAUUUAAAAUCCGUCCUUAUAUUGAUUUAAUAAAUAAAAAAACAGUUGAGUCAUAUCAACCUGGUCAAAAUUUGACCAUUGAUGAAGGUAUGUGUCCGUUUAGAGGCCGUAUACAUUUCAGAGUUUAUAUGAAAAAUAAACCACAUAAAUACGGUAUGAAAUUAUAUAUACUAUCAGAUCAUCUUACAGGAUAUACUUUAAAAUUUAAAAUUUAUUCUGGUAAAAAUCAAAAAGAUAAUUCAAUAAUUGCUUUGUUUGAUAGACUUUUAGAAGAGUAUUAUUAUAAAGGUCACACUGUGUACAUGGAUAGAUUUUAUACAAGCCCAGCACUUCUGAAUGCUCUUUGGGAAAAAAAUACAAAUGGUGUAGGUACGGUUAUAUCUAAUCGUAAAGGAUUACCUAAAGAAGUAGUAAAGGAAAAAUUACAAAAAGGUGAAAUGACAUAUGCGAAACAAGGUCCUUUGGUAUGUAUCAAAUGGAGAGAUACAAGAGACGUGUUGAUGUUAUCAAUAGCUCAUUCGGCCGAUAUGAAACAAGUCUCAGUUAGAUCUAAAACUGGUGAACUUCCAAAGUUUAAACCUAAUGCUAUUAUUGACUACAAUAUAAACAAAACAGGUGUUGAUCACGGAGAUCAAAUGGUUUCAUAUUAUCCAUUUCAGAGAAAAAGUUUAAAAUGGUGGAAAAAAAUGUUCUUUCAUUUAUUUAUGGUAACAGUCGUGAAUAGUUACAUAGGUAUUGAAGAACAGAGUAAACCAACACAAAAAAAUGACAUUAAGGACAUUUAUAAUUAA